UGCUGGAGCUAAAUCAGACAGACUGAGUCUCUCAGAGAAAUGUUCUCUGGUUAUAAAGAAGGUCACAGAGAAGGAUGUUGGUCGUUACAACUGCAGACAGAUCGGAUCAGGACGACGAGACUCUACACUUAUCCUGUCAGUUGUUACCAUGACUGAAGAGAUCAACACUGUUGCUGAUGAGGUGAAGUUCAGAUGCUCGGUGAAGUCGUUUGUACAAUGUGCUCACACAGUGGGGUGGCUGUUUCAGGGCGAAGCUGUGAAUAAAGACAACCGCGAGCUGGAUACAUAUCGUGAUACCUGCUACACUACUGGUGUGGCCUUUCCUACUUCUCAUUUCAGUUACACAUCAAGGUAUAACUCUUUUAAGUGUGACGUGACUAAUGAUUACACUGGAAAGGUGCACCAGUUUGUCUUCAGCCCUCAGUCCUCAGGUGAGGACACACUAACAACGGAAUCAACAACAACAAUAGAAGCAACACCAACACCAAAAAUCAACAAAACAGCAGGUGACAAUGAUGCUUCAGCAGAACUAUCAGCUUGUGCAGGCUGGUCCUCUCUGGACUACGUGGUGUUGGUGAUGCGUGUGGCUGAACUCCUCCUGGUGACUGUGAUCACUGUUCUUCUCAUCAAAGAUCGAGGGAGCCAGAGAGCAGCUGGUGACAACAAGGUGGAUAAUAAUAAUAAAGGUGGAGACGGUGGUGUGGUGAACUAUGAAAACGUUGGAGAGCCUUCUGUCUCUGUCAGAAUGUGAUGAGCAACCAGCUUCAUAUCAACAUCGACUCAGCAGCAGAAAGACUCCACUGCAGCUGCAAACAUCACAUUUAUACCAGCAGCUGAAGCUCCCAGAUAACAAAAGGCUCAUCACAUCAUUUUGUUGUUUAUUUUCCAUCUUUUUUUACAAUAUCAAGUCUCAAGUUUCAUGGAAAAAAAAUCUUCAGUUAGGAAUUCAACAAGCUGGAUUUCAACUUGAACUCUUUUUAGUUUCCUUCAAUGUUUUCUUCCAGCUGCAGAUUUCAGAGCUGAUUUUAUAUUUACUGCUUGUUGUUGAAGCUGCAGCAGCUUGAGCUCAGUGUGCAGAAAA
Messenger RNA from Centropristis striata (black sea bass), 1081 nucleotides. RefSeq lists its product as uncharacterized. The record is from RefSeq and is a predicted model, not a curated record. Bases 149 to 751 code for a protein of 200 amino acids. The transcript is spliced from 6 exons. NCBI's taxonomy places the organism in Eukaryota, Metazoa, Chordata, Actinopteri, Perciformes, Serranidae.